Messenger RNA from Bipolaris maydis ATCC 48331, 2286 nucleotides. The record is from RefSeq and is a predicted model, not a curated record. Lineage: Eukaryota; Fungi; Ascomycota; Dothideomycetes; Pleosporales; Pleosporaceae.
AUGCCGUCCAUUCUGUCCGACGAGGACAAGCAAAUGGUCAAGCGCACCGUCCCCAAGUCUGGCAACAAGAUCCACGCCGUCGCCGUCGCCAAGCUGUAUAUCGCCUACCCCGACCGGCACCGAUGGACCUACACCGGCUUGCAGGGCGCCGUCGUGCUGGCCAACGACCUGGUCGGAAACACCUUCUGGCUCAAGAUGGUCGACAUAUCGGACCGCGUCUUCUUCCACACCUUUGAGCUCGAGGACUGUCUAGCCGGCCUGUCCUUUGCCGACGAGAAGGAGGCCCGGACAUUCAAGAAGAAGCUCGACGACCGCGAGAAGAACGCCCACAAGAACACAAAGAGCAAGCCCUUUAGCGCGACCGUGGGCAGUAGUAUAGCUUCAACAAACGGAAAGAGCGGCGGCCAUGGCCACGGAAUUUUGGGCGGUAUCUUUGGACACCGAAGUUCUUCCCAUGCAGCUCCGCCCGCGCAUUCCAUCAUUCCGCCCUCUGUCACCUCGCCCGUGCAAAGCAGCCAUUCCAACGCAACCAGCGCACGAAGCUCCGCGAUCGAUACCACAGACCCCUCAUGGCAGCCCUUGCUCAAGGAACUGUUGGCCAUGGGCAUCACAGAGGACCAGAUUGAAGAGAAUGCCGACUUUAUCAAACUGUACAUUGAGCAGAGGAAGGCGGAAGAAAAGCUCAAAGACGAAAACCAGCGCCGAUCCAGGGCUCCUCCGCCGCCACCUCCGCCUGGUGCGCCCCUCAGCCCUCAGCACACGGGCAGCACAACCACAUCGAAACGCGGACCUCCGCCACAGCCCCCGCCAGCUCGACGCACGCGGCACGAUGCAUCUGCCAACCGAACUUCGUCGCAAAGUCCAGCGCCGCACUCGCCAACUCGAGAAGCUACACCUCCCCCAGGACCGCCCAAGCCAGUCUUCAGAGCGCCUCCGCCAAUUGCAGAAGCAGGCAAGUUUGCAAACCAGGCUCCUGCACCACCAAACCGAGCACGAGCCUCGUCCAAUGCAGCAAACCCGGGCCCUCCUCCACCGCCUCGACCGCCAAAGACCCCCGUGCCCGACGAGGAGAGAUCAGGUGGAGCCAAGUUCGGCGUGCCUCCGCCUUUCACAGGCAAUCGCGUACCUUCAGGACCACCACCUCCUCCUCCAAGCCGAGGACCAGUACCACCUCCUCCCCCAGCGAGAGACAUUCCGUCAGCACCUCCCCCACCGCUCCCUCCAAAGACCUCAGCUGCACCAACUCCGCCGCCGAUUCACAACAUACCGCCUCCACCGCCGCUACCACCAUCCGCUUCACGUCCUGCGCCUCCUCCGCCAUCAGGAGCAGCACCAGUUCCACCUCCGCUACCACCGACGUCCAAUGCUGCGCCUCCACCUCCGCCUCCGCCUCCGCCACCGCCCAUGCCAGGGCGAUCGAUUCCACCCCCUCCACCGAUGCCCAGCGGCGGUGCACCGCCACCUCCGCCUAUGCCCAACAGCGGCGCACCACCCCCGCCUCCAUUACCUCCAAUGGGAGGACCCCCAGCACCACCGCCUCCUCCACCACCUGGCCCUGCGCCACCAGGCGGUUCGUCUUUGCCCAAGGUUCCAGCUGGCAGGGAUGGCUUGUUAGCAGAUAUUCGUGGAGGAGCAAGACUGAAGAAGGUUUCGGAUUCAGAGAAGAAGGAUCGCAGUGCGGCAGCAGUGCCUGGAAAAGAGCCUCCAGGUGGUUCGGGAGGCGGCUCGACUUCAGGCGGUGGAGAGGCUGGCCUAGCUAAUGCAUUGGCCAGUGCACUCGCGGCGCGGAAGUCGAAAGUUAGCCACAGCGACGACGAAUCGGACAAGGAUGAUUGGUAAAUAAAGCCAUUUAGCAGCUCAUUCAUAUCCAAAUCCAAUCCCUACGCAAAGCGCCGAAUCAUUGAGAGGCUGUUGCAUGUUUGGUCCAUUGGCUGUAUGCAGUUACAAUUUGGCGAGGAGAGAGAGAGCAGGAUGAACCGAAAGGGCAGCAUGUAAAAAGAAGGGGAUUGUAAUAGAGAUAGCGAUGAGGAUGGCAGACGAAGAGGAUUAGGGGAGCAGAGUUGUAGCUAGUUAGUUGGCGCCAUGGUGGUAGUAGUGGAAGGCGUAGCGGAAGAGUGGUUGAUACCAAGAAUGUUCAAUGCAUGUAUAUUCUUCAGUACUCAGCCCUUGAGUCUGGGCGGAUGGUUGUGUUUGUGUCGGGGGCCUAGAUUUGCGGGCUUGGGUAGCGUACGUAGCCGAGCUGAGGCGGGCGCGGGAUGAUGCGGGGUAACACGCUGGUGUGCAGUG